Molecule: messenger RNA, 1485 nt
Organism: Mytilus californianus (California mussel)
Lineage: Eukaryota; Metazoa; Mollusca; Bivalvia; Mytilida; Mytilidae
Exons: 2
Coding region: 397-1485 (362 amino acids)
Source: RefSeq, a predicted model, not a curated record
UUAUUUUUUCAUUGGAUGUCCAGCAACCUACCUUGAACAAUAAAUUCACAUAUUAAAGACAAAUUGAGGGAAAAUUUGGAAAAAUAAAAACGUAUUAGGAACUUUUCAAAUAUUUUUUUUCAUUAAUAUUGAUGUUAAACUUUAUUUUUUGAUUUGUUUGAUUUGUUUGUUUUGUUUUGUUUGUUUGUUUGAUUUGUUUGAUUUGUUUGUUUCGUGUUGUAUUUUUUUGCCGGGAUUCUCAUAUGCCAAAAAAAAAAAAAAAAAAAAAAAUAUUAUCCGUUGAGAGCAAAACAGAAGACAACCAUAACAGAGUCAACAGACUUAAAUAAUACAGACGGGCAGGCAUAUCAUGCUUCCUAGAAAGGGAACAAUUUCAACAUUUACUUUCCAGGCAAUAUGUCAGUAGUGCAGACCAGAAUUCAUGAGAAAUAUAAAUACCAUUUUGAAAAAGUUCUAGAAUUUCUGUUGAAAGGUCUGGAACAUUUAUCAGCGUUUAUACAGCACUUGAAUGAAAUAACUGGUGGGAGAUGUCAAGAUGAUGACAAAUACAUAGCUAAAGUCUUGUUUCCCUUGAUUGAAAAAGCAAAAACGGAAUUUGAUGAAAUGGCGACAUACGCUGAAGGUUUAUUACAACAGAUAAAUUCCGACUUCGAGCGAUGCGUGUCUGAUUUGAAGGUUAAUAAUGACAAGUUAAAGGAAAUAGAUUCGGAUCUAAAUGAGUUGGAGAAAGAGUUACAGGGUACAAAGAAAGCUGUAGACACUGCCAAUGAUCAAUGUAGAAGAAAAAGAGAAGAUUUGUCCGCUGCCGAAAACGCACUCUCGGAUGCAAGGCGUAAGCUCGAAGACGCGAAAACAGCUCAAGAAGCAACCAUUGCUGCUGGAGUAUCAACUACAGUAGCCUCAGCUUUCCUAACAUUUUUCGUUCCACCCUUGGGUAUAGCCGGUAUGGCAGCCGGUCUUGGUACAGGAAUAGUAGGCGUCACAGCUCUUGAAGAGGCAGUCUCGUUGUGUUCAAAUAAUUUUAGUUCUGCUCGUAGUGAAGUGCAAUCGAGUGAAUCGGUACUGGAAAGGGCAAGAAAUGCUAAAACUGUAGUAGACAACAAGUUGGACAGUGCAAACAAAAGGAAACAGCAAAUAAAGACCCAAAUGGAAGAAGUAAAAACUGACAAAAAUACACUUGAGGAAUAUCGAAAACUUAUAAUAAUAUUCGCUGAAGAUUACAAGAAAUUUCACCGCCAACUUUGCGAUUUUUAUGGCAAAUAUAAGGUCCUAAGAUGCGAAACAGCUGGUGGAUAUUCACUUCAAAUGCUUCAAUCGCCAACAAAGAUGAUAGGUGUUUCUCUCUCGUCGCUGUGUCAGAGCGCAGCAAUUAAAGCAUUAUGUGAACAUCCUAUUCAAGCAAUUAUGAGAAAACAUCUGCUUCAGAUUGGGUCUGUGAAAUGGCAAACUUUUGAGCAAGUUUCAGAAAUAGAUGAUCUUAUUUGA